UCAUUAAACGCAUUCGUUAUUGGCGCUUAUGUGUCUUUUCAACUGUGUUUAUGAAUAAAGUCCAAAAUAUUGUUGGUUUCUAGGAUGAAAAUGCUCUUAUGCUGAAUAGUUACAGUGAGUUUCAGGAGUGUGCAGCGUGACAGGCGUUGCGCGAAGUUGUGCCUCAACAAGUGUGUCAUGGCCUCUGAUGAGAAUGUCAAGUCAAGAUUGCAAAACUUCAAAAAUAAAGGAAAGGAUCAGGAUGAAAUGCGAAGAAGAAGAAAUGAGGUAACGGUGGAGCUCAGGAAGCAUAAGCGCGAGGAAACCCUGCAGAAGCGCAGAAAUGUGCCCGCCCAUGCGGAUGUAUCAGACGGAGAGCUAUCCGACCGUCCGCACUCGGCGGCCAGCCUGCAAGCGCUGGUGGCGGCAGCAGCCGGCAGCGAGCCGCAGGCGCGCCUCGCCGCCGUGCAGGCCAUCCGCAAACUGCUCAGCUCCGACAAAAACCCUCCGAUCGACGCGCUGGUGCAGGGCGGCGUGCUGCCCGUGCUGGUACACUGCCUACAGGCCGAGGAUGACCCGGCGCUGGAGUUCGAGUCGUGCUGGGCGCUCACCAACAUCGCGUCGGGCACCAGCCUGCAGACGGAGGCAGUGGUGCAGGCCGGAGCCACGCCCCACUUCCUGCGCCUGCUGCGCUCGCCGCACCCGCAGGUCUGCGAACAGGCCGUCUGGGCGCUGGGGAACAUCAUCGGGGACGGGCCGCAGCUGCGUGAUUACGUCAUUAGCCUGGGCAUCGUGCCGCCCCUGAUAGCCUUCAUCAGCGACGAAAUACCGCUCAACUUUCUGAGGAACGUCACCUGGGUGCUGGUGAACCUCUGCCGGAACAACAAGCCGCCGCCGUCGCCGGACACUAUUGGCGAGCUGCUGCCCUCUCUGAACGUGCUGAUCCAGCACACGGACGCCAACAUCCUGGUGGACACAGUCUGGGCCAUCAGCUACCUGACGGACGGCGGCAACGAUCAGAUCCAGAUGGUGCUGGACUCGGGCGUGGCGCCGCGCCUUGUGCCCCUCCUCUCGCACCGCGAGACCAAGGUUCAGACGGCCGCGCUGCGAGCGGUGGGCAACAUCGUGACGGGAACGGACGAGCAGACGCAGCAGGUGCUCAACUGCGGCGCGCUGCAGCACUUCCCCGGCCUGCUGCAGCACCCCCGCGACAAGAUUAACAAGGAGGCGGCCUGGUUCCUCUCCAACAUCACGGCCGGAAACAAGGAGCAGGUGCAGCUGGUGAUCGACCACGGCUUGGUGCCGCUGGUGGUACAGCACCUGAGCUGCGGCGAGUUCCAGACGCAGAAGGAGUGCGCCUGGUGCAUCAGCAACCUGACCAUCAGCGGCUCGCCCGAGCAGAUCCAGCACCUGGUGCGCGCCGGCGGCGUGCCGCCCAUGUGCCAGCUGCUCGACUGUAAGGACCCGCAGGUGGUGAACGUGGUGCUGGACGGCCUGAACAACAUCCUCAAGUCGAGCGAGGACGUGGAGCCGGUGGCGCAGAUCGUGGAGGAAUGCGGCGGCCUGGACAAGAUCGAGGCGCUCCAGAACCACGAGAACACCGACAUCUACCAGCUGGCCUUCGACAUCAUCGAGCGCUACUUCUCCGACGAUCUGGAGGCGGCGGUGGACCCGAUCGUGGCAGCCGCGCCGCUGGACUCGGGACAGCAGCCCGACUUCGAGUUCUAGUGCGUCCCAGCCGAACGGCCAGCGCCGCCCAGCCUGCCGCCGGGCACGCGACCGAGGACAGAGGCAGUGCCGCCGAGCGCGCCGCCGUGACGACCGGUCGUGACGGGCCGCGUGACGAUCGGGCCACGCAGCGUGCGACGGCCGGCGCGCCACGAGGAGACGGCUCUGGACGCGGUCGCGUCCAGCUCCCGGGGUCUUUCACGAGCCGAGCAGACCCGAAACCGGUCGGCGUGUCGCCACGCCGAGCCGGCCGUGUUUUAGAAUCGCGGCGUCAACAUUAUGCAUAUUCAGCAACGCACGGGAAACGCGCCCGUUUCCGAGGGCGGAUGAGUUUUAUAGUUGAUAUAUGUUCCUGGCCAAUGUCAACGUCGUGAAGGGCCCCGAAGGCGCCGCCUUGUUAUGAGAGCAGGAUAUCUAUGUGUGCGUGUGCGUGCGCGCGUCUGCGGAGCUUGUGCGUUGUUGGGUUUUCGGCCGGCGCUUCUGCCCCACUGUGAUGAAGGCAGGCGCCGGCGCCCGGCCCGGCGCCGCGGUCUCGCUCCGUCGGGAGGGCGGUCGGCACUUGCACGAUAUGGUGGGCUCUCGGUGUCCCUGCGAGGUGGUGUCGUCACCGCUGACGUCUGGAGAUCCUGUACACAUGUGGAGCGUGGGCCGGCCGCGGUCGGAGGCGACUUCCGCCGCCGGUAGAUGGCCGUAUCGCCGGCUGCCACUCGGCGAGCCUUGUUUUUCCUUUCUUUUGCGCCGGGCAUUCAGCUCACUGACUCCGCUAUAUUGCUUACCGGAUUAUCCGACGGCCGCGUUGGUCAUUCUGCUCUGGGUUGGUGGCAUCGCAGGUACCGAUGCCCUUAUUCUUGUGUUUGAUUUAUCUCUGGAGUAAAUCGCCGCUACGUUCGGAGCCGCGCGUCGGGAUCGCUCGUGUCUGCGUUUGGUCACUGCUGCAUAUAUUUUAUCCGAAUUGA
Messenger RNA from Pollicipes pollicipes, 2663 nucleotides. Its product is annotated as importin subunit alpha-4. Bases 178 to 1707 code for a protein of 509 amino acids. Gene Ontology annotation, biological process: protein import into nucleus. Gene Ontology annotation, cellular component: cytoplasm. The record is from RefSeq and is a predicted model, not a curated record. Lineage: Eukaryota; Metazoa; Arthropoda; Thecostraca; Pollicipedomorpha; Pollicipedidae. The transcript has 11 exons. Gene Ontology annotation, molecular function: protein binding; nuclear import signal receptor activity.